AGAAGGAUCAGUGAGGUUGAUGUGAUGGGCCCAUUUAUUGUGUGAGUGAUGGACGAUCACAGGUUGUGGAUCAAAGUUUGCGAUCGUUGGAUUUACGCUUUUAUAAUGUCCAUCAAUGAAAUCUGAUCUCAAACAUUCACCGAUCCAUUAAAUGAAGCCAAAGUGAACAUAAGCGGUGGUUCCAGACAUUGUCAGUCCAUGAUAUGUUGUUGCAGGAGAACGAUUUCAACACUACAGUCGCUUUUUAACACACCUUUCUAUAAGCGCUUCUAAAAACCACUGGAUCAAUCACUGCCGUCAGCUCGUGCGCUCGCGACAGUUUGAAAAGUUGACACCCGCGAAAAUCUGCGACAUCGUCGAACAUGAGCUGCUUCAGAGUCCGAGCAGACCCUCAGAGCUCCACUGUGGAAUCCACUGUGUUCCUCCACUGUGGAAGUUCCACUGUGACCGACACCUCAACAUGAGCACAGGACCGACGUCACAAGCCACUUUUAUUCAAGGACACCAGAGGACGGUGGAGCACGAUGCGUCCCACUCUGCGCUCUUCUACCUCCUCCAAGAAGUUUCCAGGCUGGCGUCUCCCAGCCACAGCAGUUUCCUGGGUACAAACUCGCCUUGCAAAUGGCUCGACGAGGCGUCCACACCGGGGGAUGUCAUCGUUGAAACGGAGGUAGAGGAUGAGCAUUUCUUUCAAAGGUAUGAUAGUUUCUCUCAGCACAGUGUCUCGCCUUUUAAUCAGGUGAACAAAGUGGAGGAGGAAAGUCACAACAGCACGGUGAUGAGUUUGAUUGAGCCGCAUCAGGAAGGUACCAGCCCCUUGAAAGUGCUGAGUCUGAUCAACCUGCAGUGUGAGAGGAUCCUGCAUCGGAGAGAUGUAGAGGAGCCGCGCACAAGUUCAGUAUCAUCCAAGGCAAAAUCAGUCCUUAAAACAGCCAGGUUGUCAACUGCUGCAGCAGAUGUUACAGAACAGGGGGUUGGAAGUGACACUUUUCUUAUCAAGAGACAAGAAAUCCCAGCCUCUGUCCGUGAUGGGGAAGAUGUGAAAGGAGUCAGCAUUUAUAAAUACUCUCAGGUGGGUUGUAGUCUUCAACCUCAGCCUGCUGAAAUAACAGACACUGUUUUACCAGAGCUGAUGAAAGAUAAUGCCACCACCUCCUCUCAACCGCAGCCUGGGGACAAAAGGGAGGCCAUGUUUAAUGUUAACGCACAAUUAGAGUUGAGCCAGGAGUGUAAGAUGGAUUUUUGGAAUGUACCCUUCUCUGAAAAGGCUCUGUCACAAGCACACAUGCACAGUCCACCCAUUAAUACCCAGAUGACUUUGAAUUCAAAUGAAGAUACAGGUGUAGAUCUACCAAAGCCAGCACUGACAGUAGACUACAACGCAAACAUUGUGUUGACCCCAUGUGACACCCAGCUGUCGCCUCUGAGCGCUCUCCUGGCUUCUUCACAAUCUGCAUUGCUCUACUUGAGUGCUGCAGAGAGGUGUCAUUCAUUCCUAAAAACUGAUAACAAACCCACAGGAGCGAAUCCAUCUAUACCUGCUGCCAUAAAGGAGGAAUCACCCACAUUUGAACAACUGAAAUCCUCCAGCUACAAUGUGCUUUCUGUAAAGUUACAACCAGAACUCAGGCCUGUGCAAAAGCAGGAAAUUGCUCCUCCAUCUUCCUGGCAGUGGAGAACCAAGACUCCUAGAAAACAACCUCAUCCCAGCCGGAGUGUUGACAUCCAAGACCCAGACAUCCAGGGAGUGACUUUCAGGAUGGGCUCAGAGCUGGACGACAGCAGGGAGCAGUGUCGGCUCCUCAUAACUUCAAAGUACAGCAAGGAGCUCUUCAAGUGUGUAAGAAAGCCAAGGCCGAGGACACGGACAUCCCAGAAAUCCCUCAAAACUAGCAGCUCAGACGAGGAGAGUGACCUGACGGUUUCCAAGGAUAAAGUCUGUGCAUCGUGCUGCACCAGGAAGACGCCCAUGUGGAGAGAUGCAGAGGAUGGGACCCCACUCUGUAAUGCCUGUGGGAUAAGGUAUAAGAAGUACAGAGUGCGCUGUGUCAACUGCUGGCAUAUCCCGAGGAAAGAGGGCAACUCCAACUCAUGCUGCCUCAGGUGUGGAAACUUGGUGAGGCUGACCUCAGCUCAACGGAAACACACCACCUAGGGAACAUACACAGAGAAAAGGCUUUUUAUGUUCACAUGUGACGGAGCUGUGCACACACCAGCUCAAGACUGAACCCUCUCUGUUGCUGUUGUUCUUUGUCCUCGACAAUUCACUACAGAUGUAAACGCCAAAAAGAAAGAACCAACACCAGCCUUUUGUAUUUUACGUGACUCAGGGUAUUUAAAUUAGUUUCACUGCCUCAGUUUUGCACCUCGGACAACAGACCUCAUUGACUUUAGCUCCAUGGUUGCCAUCAAAGUGCUGCAUACAUCACAAGAAAACUUACAAAAAUUAACUUAAAGGACUAAAAAAACUUUAAAACCUUCUGAAACUCUGUGCUCAACACUUAACAGGGGACGCUGUCAGACAAUGGUCUGCACCUCUAUCUUUCCUGCACUGAAACUUAUGUAUGUAGCAUGUGUGACAAAGUGUAUUCAGAUGAUUGGUUUGUCUUCCCUCUGUCUGCUGAGCACAGAGCACAGACAGUUUGUAGCAGAGAGUCAUUUAACACAAAUAAACGGGAUGCUGCAGUGCUACUGUAAGAACUACACACAUUCAGUGGAGAGUUUAUUCAUAAUUGUUGUCAGUUUUCAUCUAAAUAGCUUCAGUGUUGCCUGUGUAUAAUGGUCGGUGGUCUCCAACAACAGCUGCACUACAAAGUUAUCUCUGUGCAGGAACAAAAAACGGCAUCCUGAGCUCAGUGUUGUCUUCACUGUUAUUAACUGCAAAAGAAUUAACUUUCUUGGCCACAUGUAUUUAGUUGCACAAGUUAAAUUAUUUAUUUUGUUGUGUUUGUCCUAAUUUCCAACUUAUUUUUUGCACGGUUUGUUUAUCUUGGUGUUUAUUUGGAGUGUAGCUGGUAUCGUUGGUGCAUUUUUUUCCUGUGAGGAAAGAAACCCUCUUUGUGUGAGCUUGCAUGGGUUUCGGUCUGUAUUAAAGUCUGUAUAAAACA
Messenger RNA from Paralichthys olivaceus (Japanese flounder), 3107 nucleotides. It is a transcript of the gene zglp1, whose product is annotated as zinc finger GATA like protein 1. The record is from RefSeq and is a predicted model, not a curated record. Gene Ontology annotation, biological process: regulation of transcription by RNA polymerase II; oocyte development; spermatogenesis. NCBI's taxonomy places the organism in Eukaryota, Metazoa, Chordata, Actinopteri, Pleuronectiformes, Paralichthyidae. Gene Ontology annotation, molecular function: zinc ion binding; sequence-specific DNA binding. Gene Ontology annotation, cellular component: nucleus.